This is a messenger RNA of Rubroshorea leprosula, 2268 nucleotides long. The record is from the annotation of a GenBank genome assembly. NCBI's taxonomy places the organism in Eukaryota, Viridiplantae, Streptophyta, Magnoliopsida, Malvales, Dipterocarpaceae.
CCCGUUUCUGUCUUCUUGGACUCUGCAGUCUUCCCCAGGUCUCUCUCCUUGUAAAACCCAUAUUUCAUUUCUUCUCUCUUAUGUUGUCUCUAUGAUGGGGUUUAUUUUGGGUUUGCAAUGAUUACUGUUUUUUAAUUUUAGUUGGCAUUCUUCUUUGAUCUUGAAUUGCGUUAUCUGGUUGCUGUAGACUUUCUACUUGAUGCAUUUUGGCUGUUAAUGAUGGGUUUAUCUCUGUGAUUCUGAAUGGUAUAUGGGAAACUUGUUCAAUUUGUGCUGCACCCUUAAUGGGGAUUUUGUGUGCUUGGUUUUCUGAGCGGUAGACAGUCCAGCAUUUCUUCAUUUUGAAUUUCUAGCGAUAACCCACUUGUGAGAUUUUGCUGUUGUUAUUCUUUGUUCAUUGGCCACUCCUGGAUUGACCCUGAUGGGUUCAGAAGGAAAAGUUGCUGUGGAUUGAGAGUUUGAGGUUUGGGGGGUUUUAAUUUCUUAGAAAUUUAUUGGCUUGAUCACUUUGUUUGUAAGUGUUGCUGUUUGUAAGAUGGCGACUUGUAUGUCACCAUACUUUACACCUUCUGAUACUAGAACAACGGGAGUGCUAACUGUUUUUGGAGGGAGAGUGUCAAAGGAGAACUAUUUGGGCAGAGUUUGUAACUUGAAAGUGUCUGAUGGGAAGAGUGGGAGUGGUUUUUCAAGUGCUAGCCAAAAGUCCUCUAUGCCUCAUGUCAGAUGUUCUGCUAACUCCCACAGUGUCAGUCCAUAUCACAACAAAGACCCUUUUCUUAAUCUGCAUCCAGAAGUCUCAAUGCUUAGAGGUGAAGGAAACAACACAGUUAUGAAUCCAAGAAAUGAUAAAUCUAGUCAAAGUGUCAUUGAGAGCUUGGGAGACACAUCUACUCCAAGUGGCUAUAAUGAAGCCAAGAUCAAAGUUAUUGGUGUUGGAGGUGGUGGGUCAAAUGCUGUUAAUCGCAUGAUAGCGAGUGCAAUGAAGGGUGUGGAAUUCUGGAUUGUCAAUACUGAUGCUCAAGCCAUGAGAAUGUCACCUGUCUUUCCUGAGCAUCGCUUACAGAUUGGCCAGGAGUUAACCAGGGGUCUUGGUGCUGGUGGGAACCCAGAGAUUGGCAUGAAUGCUGCCAAAGAAAGCAAAGAGUCAAUACAAGAGGCACUUUAUGGUGCUGAUAUGGUCUUUGUUACUGCUGGAAUGGGUGGAGGGACUGGAACUGGUGGAGCUCCUAUCAUUGCUGGAGUGGCAAAAUCAAUGGGUAUUUUGACUGUUGGUAUAGUCACAACCCCUUUUUCUUUUGAGGGAAGAAGGAGGGCUGUUCAAGCACAAGAAGGAAUUGCUGCUCUCAGAGACAGUGUUGACACCUUGAUUGUUAUUCCAAAUGACAAGCUAUUGACUGCAGUUAACCAGUCUACUCCAGUAACUGAAGCAUUUAAUCUGGCUGAUGAUAUCCUUCGGCAAGGUGUUCGUGGUAUCUCUGAUAUUAUUACGGUACCUGGGCUGGUAAAUGUGGAUUUUGCAGACGUGCGAACUAUAAUGGCAAAUGCAGGCUCAUCAUUGAUGGGAAUUGGAGCUGCAACUGGCAAAUCAAGGGCAAGAGAUGCUGCAUUAAAUGCUAUCCAAUCACCUUUGCUAGAGAUUGGUAUAGAAAGAGCUACUGGAAUUGUGUGGAACAUCACUGGUGGAAGUGACUUGACCUUGUAUGAGGUGAAUGCUGCUGCUGAGGUUAUUUAUGACCUUGUGGAUCCAACUGCAAAUCUGAUAUUUGGAGCAGUGAUAGAUCCAUCUCUUAGUGGUCAAGUGAGUAUAACCCUCAUUGCUACGGGAUUCAAACGCCAAGAAGAAAGUGAGGGGAGGCCCUUGCAGGCAAGUCAGCUAGCACAAGGAGACGUCAAUCUUGGUAUUGGUCGCCGACCUACCUCUUUCAAUGAAGGUGGUUCUGUAGAAAUCCCUGAGUUCCUUAAGAAGAAAGGACGUUCACAGUAUCCAAGAGCUUGAAUGAUUUUUCUUUUCUCUCAACCCAUGUAGUUAUGCAUCUUGACAUCUUUCUAGUAUCCCUUUUGAGGUAUUAGUGUGUAUGCCUCUUGGAUAUACUUUACGUUAGUCAUAGGUUCUAAAUAGCAUGUUGUCUUGGUGCAGUUGCGGCCACUGCGAACUACGAAGUACCUUAUGUUCACCCCAUUUCAAUAAGUUUAGGAGUCUACCCCAUAAACCUCGUUUGUUUGUACAGAGUAAGAAUUUUGUGGAAGGGAAAAUUAUAUUUUUGUUUC